Molecule: messenger RNA, 2504 nt
Organism: Adelges cooleyi (spruce gall adelgid)
Lineage: Eukaryota; Metazoa; Arthropoda; Insecta; Hemiptera; Adelgidae
Exons: 2
Coding region: 421-1866 (481 amino acids)
Cellular component (GO): nucleus
Molecular function (GO): transcription regulator activity
Source: RefSeq, a predicted model, not a curated record
CUUCACCGCGUACACGACCAUUCACGAGUACAGCGCCGUGCACGUCGCCCGCCCGUAGCUCACGCGGUUUUUCGGCCGUCCACAAUAUCGUUUUGUGUUGUACAUGAAUAUAUAAAAAUAAAUAAAAAUAUUAUUCGGUUCGCGUUUUUUUUUUCCGGGGGAGGGAAAACCCAAAAAAAAAAGCAAGCGACGUUUUGUUGUCGAGGGGAAAUAACCGACAAACAACCCUCGGACUGCGUUUUUAUUUUUAUUGUGCGUUUUCGCGGACCAACGUCGCGGCUGACACACGGUUGCGAUAAAAUAUAAUGUUGGCCCGGCGCCGCCGACGCCGACGCCGACCAGAAUCCGUGUUGCCGACGACCAACAACAGCUACUGCUGCAGUAACGGUGGUGGUAAUUGUAGCCGCAGACGCGUUACCAAUGACGACGACGGUACUGUCCAGUGCACCAUCGGUCACGUCCGCGGAACAACACCAGCACGAUUACACGCCUGUGGUGCGCAUGUGGAGUGACGACGACGACGACACCUGUUACGACAACGACUCGACCACGAGUAUCAUUCUGAACAAUAUGGGAUUGCCGCCUCCCAGUUCCACGUACGGCGGAGGAGGUUGCAAGAGGUCGUCGUCGACGUCCCUGGACGACGACCACGCGCCCAAAAUCCCGAGGCGGCACCACCGCCGGUACAGCGACGACGACGACGACGACGACGCGGCGGCGGACGACCGCAUGAUGAUGAUGGCGACGUCCGACCUGGACGACUCGCUGGUGGCCGCCGACGUGGACGACGACACGGACGACGACGAGGACCAGUACCUGCCGGCCGGCGGCGGCCUGACCGUGCUGACCAGCGCGCCCACCCACCACGGACACUGGCGGCAGCAGCAGACCAUCAAGUGCGACACCAACGGCAAGUGCUACCUGGACCUGGGCAGCGGCGCCGUCUCGGUGACGCCGCCGGUGGCCGCCGUCACCACCACCACCACCACCUCCUCCUCGGCCGCGGCCAACGGCCACGGCGCGCCCGGCCUGGGCGCCGGCAUCAACGAUUGCUGCGAACGGGAAUACUACAGGCGGCGCAGGGCCGCCGUGUUCGACGUGUCCAUGCGCAAGCUGGGCAAAUCCGGCGGCGGCGGCGGUUCGCAGUGCGAGGCCGGCGGCCUCCGGAGGUCCGUGCUGAUUUGCAACACGCUGCGGCUGAUCGAGCGCGAGAUGUCCCGGGAGGCGGCCAGCCGUUCGACGGCCGCGGCCGCCCACCAGCAGAUCGUCGGCACGCACCAGCAGCACCACCAGCACAGGCGCGCACCCACCCCGUACCCGUCGGACAGGGGCGGCAGCACGACCGCCGAGUCCAUAGACUCCGGCGUGGACGACGAGUACUACUACGAGGACGACGAAGACGACGUGAACCACCUGAACCAUUAUUACCACGUCAACGGCUCGAUCGAUUACAACACGGACGAGUACGACGACGAGGACGAUGAGGACGACGACGACGACGAGGACGACGACGACGACGACGACGAGGAUGAAGACGACGACGACGACGACGGCGGCAGUUCGGACGACUCGGCGGACAGUUACGACGGCCGGAACGCCGCGUCGUCCAUGGAGUGCAACGGCGACAACAUCGAUUGGGGCUCGGUGUUGAGCCUGUCCAACCAGCAGCCGGCCAUCCAGAGCGAAGUGACCACCACCGCCACCACGACGUCGGCCUGCGCCGACAGGCACAGCACCAAGCGCCGGAGGCACAACAAGCACAGGCAUCAUCACAGGCACCGCGCAAAAGCGGCAAACCGCGACGGCGUCGACUACGACCUGACGUCCGUUGGCCGGUGCGAAGAAACCACCACCCUGUUGCAGUGAUGUUUGUCUUUUUGAAGAAAAAAAAAAAGAGAAACCAAAACGAAAAAGUGCUUACAAACAAAACAAAAAAAAAAAAACCUAUACAAUAGACGAAUGUACCUGAUAUAAUAUAUUAUAUAGAUAUAACAUUAAUAAUAUUGAUCGAUGAUAAAACGUACCCGCCGGGGUCGACCGACAACAACGGGUUUGUUUUUUAUUUUUAUUUUUUUCCAAGCAAGCGGGCAGCUCAAAUUUUUGUUUUUUGUUUUAAUUUAAGUCGAAUAAUUUUGUAAUUUCGGGUUUUUUUCACACACUUACGAAAACCCAAUUCUCUCCCCUCGAUCACCACCCCCCCCCUCCCACCCGUCAUCAUCGUCAUCACCAUCGGAAAAAUAAAAAGUGGACUUGUCGUUACCAUGAAAACGUUUUAUAUAUUUAAAAUAUAUAUUAUAUAUAUAUUAUUUUAUAUUAUAAUAAUAUUAGAAUUUUUUUUGUUGUUAUAAAACCGAAGAUGUUAUCAUUAUAUCGUAAUGAUAUAUUAUUCCAUUAGGUUUCUUUAUAUAAUAUUUAUAUAUGUAUAUGUAUAGGUAUAUUAUAUAUAUAUAUAAACGAAACAACGAUUCUUCAGCCGGUCAUACGCAUAAAAAAAAAUAAAUAAA